This is a messenger RNA of Cydia splendana, 3348 nucleotides long. Its product is annotated as bumetanide-sensitive sodium-(potassium)-chloride cotransporter-like. Gene Ontology annotation, cellular component: membrane. Gene Ontology annotation, biological process: chloride ion homeostasis; sodium ion transmembrane transport; chloride transmembrane transport. Gene Ontology annotation, molecular function: sodium:potassium:chloride symporter activity. Lineage: Eukaryota; Metazoa; Arthropoda; Insecta; Lepidoptera; Tortricidae. The coding region runs from base 1 to 2904 and encodes 967 amino acids. The transcript has 19 exons. The record is from RefSeq and is a predicted model, not a curated record.
AUGGUACGGAUUACUACGGAACCCUUCGUGCCCGACUCCGACUCGCACUUGCCAGACGAACGUCAGGGCUCCGUAGUGUCGCUGGAACCCACUCCCGAGCUGACUACUUAUGGAGGAAUCAAGUUAGGAUGGAUUCAGUUUACGGUACAUUCCAUUCUUCAGGGCGUGCUGAUCCCAUGCCUGCUGAACAUCUGGGGCGUCAUGCUUUUCCUCCGCAUCUCCUGGAUCGUGGGCCAAGCCGGCACUCUGAUCACCAUGGCGAUUAUCCUAGUCUCUGGCAUCGUGUGCGUCAUCACGACGCUCUCGCUUAGCGCCAUAUGCACGAAUGGACAACUGAAAGGAGGGGGCGUGUACUACCUCGUGUCGCGCUCCCUCGGCGCGGAACUCGGCGCGUCCGUCGGCGUGAUCUUCGCAUUCGCCAACGCCGUCGCCGCCAGCAUGAACACCAUCGGCUUCUGCGACUCGCUCAACGAUCUCCUCAGAGCGCACGGUCUUAAGAUCAUCGACAAUGGCGUCAACGACACGAGGAUCGUCGGCGCCAUCGCUCUGUUGGUGAUGUGCCUUAUAUGCGCUGUUGGGAUGGACUGGGAGACAAAAACGCAGAACUUUUUAAUCACAGUGAUCGUUUUAGCGAUCUUCAACUACGUCAUAGGGGUCGCCAAGGGACCCGCGACCAACACGGAAAUUGCCCGGGGCUUCGUAGGAAUAAGCGCGGACACAAUGAAGCAGAACGCAAUGCCAGAUUUCCGCUUAAGCGAGGGCGUUCACCACGACGUGUUCACCGUGUUCGCGAUGUACUUCCCCGCCGUCACCGGCGUGCAAGCUGGCGCUAACAUUUGUGGCGACUUGAGGGAUCCCGCCUCCGCCAUCCCAAAAGGCACGUUACUGGCGCUAUUAAUCUCCAUGUCGUCGUACGCGCUCAUCGCAUUGCUCUGCGGCGCAGGCGCCCUACGCGACGCCAGUGGCGACGUCAAGAACCUCACUCAUGCUGCGCUGUCCGCCUGUGCACCUGACUGUGAUUAUGGCCUGCACCAUGACUAUCAAUUAAUGCAACUAAUGUCCUGGUGGGCGCCCCUGAUCUACGGCGGCUGCUGGGCGGCGACGCUGUCCACCGCGCUGACCAACCUGCUGUCAGUCCCACGGCUGAUCCAGGCGCUGGGCGUGGACCGCAUAUACCCUGGCCUCAUCUUCUUCUCGAAGCCCUAUGGCAAGCACGGCGAGCCCUAUCGAGGAUACGUGCUCACCUUCUUUGUGUCACUGCUGUUUUUGCUCAUCGCCGACCUGAACACCAUCGCGCCGCUGAUCUCCAACUUCUACCUGGCCUCGUACGCGCUCAUCAACUUCUGUACCUUCCACGCGGCCUUCGUUCACCACAUCAGCUGGCGGCCUACUUUUCGGUUUUACAACAUGUGGGUGUCGCUGUUGGGUACGGUGUUGUGCUGCGCUAUCAUGGUGCUACUGAGCUGGUCCAUGGCGAUGAUCACGGUGCUCGUUUUCCUCGUACUCUACCUGAUCGUGCACUACAGGAAACCAGACGCGGACUGGGGCAGCAGCACGGAGGCGCAGCGCUACAUUGACGUGGUGCAGUCGCUGCUGGAAAUUAACCAAAAACACAGUGUGAAGUCGUACAACCCACAACUCCUGGUGCUAUCUGGACGGGCGGGACGACGGCCGGCGUUGGUGCAAGUGGCCGGCCUCAUCACUGGCGGGACUUUCAGCCUGCUAGCUGAGAUCCAUGAGUACAGGCUAUCCUCGGCGGAUCGUGAAGCUCGCAUAGCGUCAUCGUACCGAUGGCUGCGCUCAAUGAACAUACGCGGGUUCGUCACGCUGGUGGACGGCAGCAGGUUCGACGCCGGAGUCCGAGCGCUGCUGCAGGCCUCGGGGCUUGGAGGCCUCGCGCCCAACAUCGUGCUCCUCGGAUAUAAGUACGACUGGGCGCAGGCAAGCAACACGGACGUCUAUGUCAGGGUUGUACGGCUAGCCUUCGAGCAUAAGCUUGGUGUGACGAUCCUGCGCACGUCGCCCGAGCACCGCGCCGGCGAGAGCGUGCAGCUUCCACCCACCAGUUCAACGUCUCUAAGGCGGGCGAGCAUGAGGGAGAUCCAACAGCUUAUGUACCAGGACUCGGACUUUUCCCUCGCCGAUACCUUGCCGCUUACAGAUAAAACAAGCGACCAUGUUUCCGUUUGCCGGGCAUCUUCCGUCUUCAACAAUAUUAUUUUGGUUAAAUGUAAAUUUUUUUCAGUAAGAAGAGAAUCGACACAUGGUAAGGAUCUGAAGGCCCCAAGCGACUCAUUCAAGAUCCUUGAAGCAGAGAGUUACAGGGCGCUGCUGUCUGCUUCCGGACCCUAUAAACCCAUGCAACUUCAACACGGAAAGUUGGACGCGUGGUGGUUAUACGACGACGGCGGGCUGAAUAUCCUGCUGCCGUACAUCAUUGCGACCCGCGGGGCGCACGGGCCGGUCCAGCUGCGUAUUCUCGCGUUCGCCCGCCACACCCGCGACAGAGCCGACGCCGAGAACCAGUUGAAGAGUCUCCUGGCGAAGUUCCGCAUCAGCUACGCGUCUCUGACUCUCCUGAGCGGCGUGGGCGACACGCCGGCGCCCGCCACUUGGGACCUGUUCCACUCGCUCAUACACAGGCACGAGCCAACUAGAGACUGUUUGGUAAGCGACGCUGAUUUGACAAGAUGGGAAGCAAAAACGAGCCGACAGCUGCGCCUGCGCGAACUGCUGCUCGAGAACUCUGCCAAGUCCACCUUCGUCGUCAUGAACCUGCCCGUGCCUAGGGAGGGCCUGCCGGCGCCGCUGUACAUGGCGUGGCUGGAGAUGCUGAGUCGGGACAUGCCGCCGAUGCUGUUCGUGCGAGGCAACGACCAGCCAGUACUCGCACAUGAGGCCUAGACAAUCAAUCCAGCUCUAAACUGAUGCCUAGCUUAUUCAGCAGGGGUAUCGUCGCACAAACUAAUAAAAAAAUACGCGGCAAUGCCAAGUUCCUCCUAGAUAUGCUACUUUUUGGGAAAAUAUGAACCUAGAAGGCAUAAUAUGAGUAUUUUUUAGGUACCAUCCGAGAGCCGAGCCGAGAGCUACAUGUAUGAAGUCAUCAUAGUCAGUCAGGACAUUAACAACCCUAGAGGCAACUGCGCAGACUGAGUUUACCUACCUACCUAGUAUUCUGUGAUAUCAACAAACUGUAAUAAAAUGAUGUGCAAAUUGUGAUAAAUAAAACUAGAUAAGUUCAAUAUAUUACAAGUUUUUUUUAUUUCACACGUAUUUCACAAGGGUUUUUAAUUUAGAAUAAAAACAGAAAAUAAAAUAUUUACAAAUACAAGAAUCAACAGUGGCUCC